Molecule: messenger RNA, 2130 nt
Organism: Camellia sinensis
Lineage: Eukaryota; Viridiplantae; Streptophyta; Magnoliopsida; Ericales; Theaceae
Source: RefSeq, a predicted model, not a curated record
AUGCUAAGCUUGAAUAACCACAAAGAAGUUGGCAAUUUGUUUGAUAUUGUCAUCUGGGUGAAGGUUUCAACAGAGGGUAGCAAGGAGAAUUUGAGCACAGAACAGUUGCAACGGGCUAUUGUGUGUAGACUGAAACUUGAUAUGGAAAUCACCAGCGAUACUUAUGAAGUUGCGAAGAGAAUAUCAGAAGACUCGAAAGGUAAAAGAUAUUUGCUACUCUUGGAUGAUGUGAAGCAAGACCUAAACUUGUAUGGCCUCCUGGGAAUUUCAGAAAGUACGAAUGGUAGCAAGAUAGUAUUGACAACUAGAUUUGGUCAUGUCCGUUCCUCGAUUGUGAAUAUGGUCAUCAAGGUGAAUUACUUAUCACAAGAUGAGGCCUGGAAAAUGUUUCAGGAUAUCUUGGGAUGCCCAGUAUUUAAAGAUCAUAGAAAAAUCUCACAAUUUGCCUGGAAAAUAGUUAACAAGUGUGGUGGUCUUCCACUCGUUAUAAAAAUGGUAGCGAGUGACUUCAGAAUGAGAAUCAGUGAAGAUCAAUGGGUUGAUGGAUUUAACAACUUCAGAAACUGGCCUGACAUCAAACACGAAGGAAUGGGGGAACUGUAUAAAUUGUUGAGUUUCUGCUGCAAUAAUUUGAACAAUAGUGAUAUUCCCAUAGAUUGUUUGUUGGAGUGUUGGGCUGCUGAAUGUUUUCUUAACAGUAAUGGUGAUGCAGAUGAGUGCCGCAUCAAUGGUCGUAGCAUAUUGCAGCAUCUGAAGAAUGUAUCCUUACUUGAUGAAGGUUUGACCACAGGAUAUGUGAGGAUGCACAAAAUUAUCAGGCAAGUGGCUUUACAUGAUGGUGAAUGUAAACUCUCGGUGAAAACCAAUGAAGCGUUGCAAAAACCCCCAGAUAAAAAAUAUUGGUUAGAGAAAAAUUGGAUCUCUCUGAUAGACAAUGAACUGCAAACCCUACCAGACUGCCCUGAUUGUAGUGUGCUUUCCACACUCUUCCUACAGAAGAAUUUAAGUUUGAAUACAAUCCCUACUUUAUUCUUUGAGUAUAUGGAAACUCUCGCAGUUUUGGAUUUGUGUUGUACAGGAAUUGUGUCAUUACCACAAUCCAUAUCAAAGUUGAUCAGCCUCAAAGUGUGUUAUCUAAAUGGUUGUAGGUAUUUGACAGAGCUUCCUUCUCAAUUGGAAGGACUUAAGCAUCUUGAGGUGCUUGAUUUUCGAGGUAGUGGGGUCAAAAGUAUACCAUCUUUCAUUGAGAAAUUGAUGUGCCUAAGGCGUUUGUUAGUAUCAUUUACUGACAACACUUUUUCAAGGGUAGCUUCUAAUUGCAAAGUGAUUUCCAAGCUUUUUGCAUUAAAGGAAUUGAUCAUUGAUGUGAAAGCUCCUCGCAAGCAAUGGAGUGUUAAGAUGCUAAAUGCUACCAUAGAAAAGAUCGUUCCUGUAAAACUAACCGCUCUCCAAUUCCAGUUUUCGGAUGAGACAGUAGAUAUCGUAAAGCUGGAGGCAUCUACUACAUAUAUCUGUGUUCCCAAUGCAGACAUUCUUAGAAUUUUCAUCAAGAGAGACGACCUUUACUUUGCAUCAUUUCAAGUCUGCAUUGGUUGCCACUCAACCUGUCCUAGAAUUCCUAUGUCAUACCAGUAUGAAAGGUACAUGAAAUGUGAAAGUUUUAAUCCUACUGUUUCAAAGUUACUUGCUAAAGUUGAUGCAUUCGAAUUGGUCAACCACCCUGCUGAGAAUCUGAUGAAGUUUUUUAAGAGCAUGGAUCAGGUCCAAGGUUUGCUAAUUGAAAGUUGCAAUGCAAUUGGAACAAUUGUGGAUGGUAAUUCAACAAUAAACAGCCCCGGGUUGGUUCAACAACUUUCUGGAAUCCAGCAACUAGAAGUUGAAGAUUGCUGUGAAAUUGAAGAGAUAAUUAUGGAAUUUGAGAAUACUGGAACGGAUCCAUUUGUGCUCCCAAAUUUGGAGAAAAUAACACUUCAUAAUAUGCCAAAAUUAAGGAGCAUUUGCGCAAAUGAAUCAUUGGAGUGGCACUCCUUAAAGCAACUUGAGAUACAUGGUUGUCCCAACUUGAGUAGACUACCUUUCAAUAGGGAAAAUGCAUUGAACCUGAGAUCAAUUAAAUCAGAGCAAGAUUGA